Lepisosteus oculatus (spotted gar) is the source of this 3852-nucleotide messenger RNA. It is a transcript of the gene pals2b, whose product is annotated as protein associated with LIN7 2, MAGUK p55 family member b. Gene Ontology annotation, molecular function: protein binding. NCBI's taxonomy places the organism in Eukaryota, Metazoa, Chordata, Actinopteri, Semionotiformes, Lepisosteidae. Gene Ontology annotation, cellular component: plasma membrane; cell-cell junction. The record is from RefSeq and is a predicted model, not a curated record.
UCCUGACACGAGGAAGAGCACAGGAGCAGUUCAUCUCCUCGAUCAGAACUGUAGCGCUUGUCGCGGGCUCUGAAAGCGGAGUGGUGCUGUAUUUCUAAGCAGCUGCAGCAGCACUUACAUAAGAUUAUUGCUUCUGCAGCUGAGGGGGACAGUGGAGAGCCCUUGAAAACAAGGGAUUGUGGGAUUAGAGGUUCCAGCUGGUAUUAGAGGGCAGAGCUCGCCCGAGCCGCACAGCCUUGAUUCGGUCGCUGCCCUGAGGACCCGGAGCCCACACAGAGCGGUGGGCACGUCACCUGUGUCAUCACUCCCUCCCGGAGCGGGCUGGCAUUCCCCUGGGCGAUCGCACCGGAGGACUCCCACCAGCAGUUAGUCACAUUGAUCUGCGGAGACGAAGCUGUCGGAGGGAAGAGUGCAGGAUCUGCUCUGUUCCUCGCGAUGGUGUUCUCGGCUGCAGAAGGAUAUACAGACAGUUUAGAUUCCUCUCCUGAAAGAGACAGCUCUUCUUCAGGGGGCGAAGCUAAUUCUUCUGUAGCAAUGCAGCAGGUUCUGGAUAACCUGAAUGAGCUGCCGACCUGCACCGGGGCGAAGGACAUCGACCUCAUCUUCCUGCGCGGGAUCAUGGAGAGCCCCAUCGUCAGGUCUCUGGCCAAGGCUCACGAACGGCUGGAGGAGGUCAAGCUGGAGGCUGUCCGCGACAACAACGUGGAGCUGGUGAGCGAGAUCCUGGAGGACAUCAGCCCGCUGGCGAGCAGAGACGACAGCGCCGCCGAGCUGUCGCGCAUCCUGAAGGAGCCGCACUUCCAGUCCCUGCUCGAGGCUCACGACAAGGUGGCGUCGAAGAGCUACGAGCCGCCGCCGGGGGGAUCGGAAGCGAACCACGGCGUGCCCGCCGCGCCCCAGGCGGUACAGGCCGACGCCGUGCGCAUGAUCGGCAUCCGCAAGAAGGCAGGGGAGCCCUUGGGCGUGACCUUCCGAGUGGAGAACAGCGACCUGGUCAUCGCCCGCAUUCUGCACGGGGGCAUGAUCGACCGCCAGGGCCUCCUGCACGUGGGGGACAUCAUCAAGGAGGUCAACGGCAAGGACGUGGGCAGCAACCCCAAGGAGCUGCAGGACAUGCUGAAGAGCUGCUGUGGGGGGAUCACUCUGAAGAUCCUCCCCAGCUACAGGGACGCCGCUCUUCCUCAGCAGGUGUACGUGAAGCCUCACUUCGACUACAAUCCAGCCAGCGACACCCUGAUUCCCUGUAAAGAGGCGGGCCUGUCCUUCUCCCGAGGAGACGUCCUGCAGAUCGUCAACCGUGAGGACCCCAACUGGUGGCAGGCUUGCCAUGUUGUCGGGGGCUCCACGGGGCUCAUCCCCAGCCAGUUCCUGGAGGAGAAGAGGAAAGCGUUCGUGAGGAGAGACUGGGAGGGCUCAGGAGUCCUGUGCGGCACAAUAAGCGGGAAGAAGAAAAAGAAGAUGAUGUAUCUUACAGCGCGAAACGCAGAGUUCGAUCGGCACGAGCUGCAGGUCUACGAAGAGGUGGCCCGAGUGCCCCCCUUCCAGAGGAAGACCCUGGUGCUGAUCGGGGCCCAGGGCGUGGGGCGCAGGAGCCUGAAGAACCGGCUGAUGGUGCUGAACCCUACGAGAUUCGGAACGACAGUCCCAUUCACGUCCCGGCGGCCGCGGGAGGACGAGAAGGACGGCCAGUCCUACCGGUUCGUGUCGCGGACGGAGAUGGAGCUGGACGUCAAGGCCAGCCGGUACCUGGAGCACGGCGAGUACGAGGGCAACCUGUACGGCACCAAGAUCGACUCCAUCCUCGAGGUGGUGCAGACCGGCCGCACCUGCAUCCUCGACGUCAACCCGCAGGCUCUGAAGGUCCUGAAGACCCCGGAGUUCAUGCCCUACGUGGUGUUCAUUGCGGCGCCCGAGCUCGACACACUGCGGGCCAUGCACAAGGCCGUGGUGGACGCCGGGAUCACCACCAAGCUGCUGACGGACACGGACUUGAAGAAGACGGUGGACGAGAGCGGGCGGAUCCAGAGAGCCUACAGCCACUACUUCGACCUGACCAUCGUCAAUGACAACCUGGACAAAGCCUUCGAGCAGCUGCAGGCGGCGGUGGACCGGCUGUGCACGGAGCCGCAGUGGGUCCCGGUCAGCUGGGUCUACUGAAGCUCCUGCGCACACCCAAAGGGAAAGCGGACUUAUUUAUUUUAAUUUUUCUAACUUUUUACAGAGUAUCUUUCUAAUCAUAUCAAGUUGAAGUAAAAAAAAAAAAAGAAAAAAUGGAGAAAAAAAAAUGCGCCGAACCGGCUGGAGAGCUUUUGUACCGCGGCGGGGCUCAGGUGAGCCCGUCCCUUUGUCUCACCACCAGAUAAACACAGACGAUACUUGAAAUGAUUUUAAUUUUCUAUUUAUUGCAAAGUCCAAGGUGGUCGGAUGCAAUAGCUUUAACCAAGACAGGACACUACUCUGCGUUAAGAAUGAUUACAGAUGUGUUCCCCGAAGGGGGGCGAUGUCACGGCGGUGCAGGGCUACCUGCUCCUUGUGAAUGAUAUAAAGGCAGGUUUCCAGUUGUAUUCAUCUCUCAUGUUUGUACCAGGAUUUCCCUAAUUCAGUAAUUCCACUGUGUUCCAGAGCUGCUUUCUAACCCAGAACCGUUGCUUCUGAAUUUUGUGAAAACCAAGGCAGUACUGGAGUUUUAGAUUGACUUUCAAGGAAAGAAUCUUCUGUUACAUUAAAACCCUCUGUGUCUGUUUGUUUUUUGGUUGUAGUUUUAGGCGCAAGCUUGUUUCUUUUCAGUGUUCUACUUUAGAUUGUAAUGUUUGUGACAGUCUAGUUGAAUUGUUUUGCUUUUGUUGUUGUAAAAAAGGAAUGAUGUUCUUCAUGGAACAAGGAAUUGUUUUAAAUGUCUGUCUCCAAUGCAGUUACUGUUUUAAUUUCUAGAGAGCUGUUAUUUUUCAUGUGUACUUUUUUUUUCUGUGUCCUGUGCGUUAGUGUGGUGUCAUUUCUUUCGUUCAUGUCCUGGUUGGACAGGACUGGAGACAGAGGUGUUCUACAGGAGGAAAAUGUUUGGGAGCACUUGUAAACCCAAUAAAUUAAAGAUUUUGCUUACUUUUGCCGAUUAGCCUACCGUAAAGCAUAAUUAACAAAGCGUUCUGCAGUGACAAAUUCCUUGCACGCACCUGGCAUCCAGAAGUGAACACUGAAGUUUCAGGACAGAAAAUUCCCCUGGUCUUUGAUCAUUGGCAGCGGGAUGAAUGGCACAUGUGGGCGGGCGAGCGACCUUCAGCACCUCCACAGGCACGCAUGCGGUCAGCGAUGUCUGGGAGAACUGCCGACCGAGUCCCUUUCACUUCAGGCAAGUGCGUAUUAAGUGUGUGGCAAGCGGGUGAUUUCAAACUUCAGCAGCACAAGCACGGCCCAAACACUAGGACAGCAGUUCCACUCUUCUUCUCGGUUCCCAGUGCAGGCCUUGCGAUUGGAUUUAAACGCAAGUAUAACAAGGAAGAGCUCUGUGCUCGUAGCACCACCGAUUACAUGCUGGUGAUGUGGAACAUGUCAGCUUCCUUGUCACCUGCAAGAAGCCUGGCUGAUUGAGAAGCAUUUAACCCAUCAUAUAAACAUUUGCCCUGUUGGUUUUUAAUGCACUGUUUGAGUGAAUCUCUUCUCCUGUGAAAUACACAAGAAAUUCAUGCUUUUCCAAGGUUAUUUUUUAUUAAACAUUUUAUUUCAACUUUCAUAUAAAACACUGUGCCAUAUCAAUUAUUCUGUAAAUUGUGAAUUGGCCAUGGUUCAGUUUGGUCCAUGAUCUCUAACACUGCCAUUUACAACUAAAAUAAAAACUAUAAAUUAUAUAUCUAUAAA